AAUACUUUGCGAGACCCCCAAGCGCCGGUCGUUCCGUCGACUGGAAACGAUCGGAACCCCUUCGACCUCCUAGGGACGUUUUAAUGCACGUGUGCGCGUUUGGCCGGGACGGUCCGUGGGGACCACCAGUCCGCUUGCAGGCGUUGUAGGAUGUGGGCUGCGAUGGAUACGAUGUAGACAUUGUUGGAGGCUGGUAUGUCGCAUGCAUAGGCUUGACGCGAAUACACACACGCGAUAUCCAGGCGUGCUGCCUUAUGACUGGCGAGCCAGGUGUCCAUCGUAGAAUGCUGUCUCCCGUGCAGGCCACCAAGAGACUUCGAAGAGCCUGCACUGGAUCCCUUGCGCAUCCAGCGACCGUUCGCCGCCUCGGGUGGACGGCGCAGAACAACGACGUGUUUCUAUCGUGACUUGCCAUGACUAAAACCAUGGUGGAACGAGGUUGGACGGCAGCUUUGCUGUCGCGACUUCGAUACGCACCGGCGACAAACGAAUCCAGCUGCCGGCAUGUCGCCGCUAUGUCCCGCGACAAAGGUAGGAGUCGUCGCGGGCAGGAUUUCGAGUAGUUCACUUUUGUACUUGCAUCGCUCACUUGCUCCAACCAUGAAGUCUACUUUUGCACUGACUGUCGUCGCCGAGGCCGUCUUGGCUACGCUCGACGAAACGUCUGUGUUGCUCCCAAGCGUCGUGGGGCUCCCACCGUUCUGCACGUUCACUUCGUACCCCCGAGGCGUUGGCACAGUGCCCAAGUCAUGCGCGCCAGGCCAAGAACGCAUUGGAGUGUUCUGCUACGACGAUUGCCCGGAUGGCAUGUCUCGUAACCACCUCGACUGCCAUUCGAAUUGCCCCCAACGCGAGGGCCAAGUCUUCGAGGACCAUGGCCUCUUUUGCCGCUUGAGCGAAUACUCCCGAGGAGCUGGCUACCCUUGGAGGGCGAACGACGGUCUCAGUUUCAACGGUGCGAUGGAGCGUUGUGAAGCGAAACACGGCAAGGACAAGUGCGAGAAGUAUGGUCUUAUGGUGUACCCCAAGUGCGCGGACCGGUACAGCGCCUUUGGCUGCUGCCUUUGCCGCCCCAAUCCACCAGACUGCGAGGAGCUUGGACUGGGUAAAAACUUCGACCUGUCCUGUGCAAAGAAGAUCGUCAUCGGGAAGCCCGAGUUGGGCGUGUGUGCGUCGGACGAAGAGCUUGACACGGGGCUAUGCUACGAGAAGUGCAAGGAAGGCUUCUAUGGCGUCGGACCGGUCUGCUGGACUAGUAUCCCGUCUGGUUGGGCCAGUUGUGUCACAUUCGCUGCCAAGUCCUCGUCGGACUGCGCCGAAUGGACCGACAUCCCGGGGGGGUACCCAACGUGCGAUCAAGUUACCGCCCUAAUGUUGCGCACCCUCGAAAAUUAGCAAUCACGUCGUAUAUCCAUCCCACCCGAGCUUGAUUGGACCUACUUGGUUGGGAUGGUUAAGCAGGAUGGUUUCACGGGAUGUGCAAUAAUCGAUGUAAGCGUUGGGCCGUUUAGCGGCGUGCGGAAGC
Molecule: messenger RNA, 1525 nt
Organism: Aphanomyces invadans
Lineage: Eukaryota; Oomycota; Saprolegniomycetes; Saprolegniales; Verrucalvaceae
Exons: 1
Coding region: 505-1395 (296 amino acids)
Source: RefSeq, a predicted model, not a curated record